GUGUUCACCGGUCUAGGUUAUAAACACUGUACAAUAUAUAUAUACAGCUGAUCAUAACAAACUGAAACUCGUAUCUAAGUGCACGACCAGGAAGUGACUGUGUCCUAGCAGGCAAAUUGUAGGUCCAUGAAAUACGUCUGUUUGACAAAGGUUGACUUUUAUUAAUCUGAUAACGGUUUAUGCUGUAGAUCGAUGGAGAGCAAACAGGAAGCAACGGAUGCACGUUGCUCUUGAUUCAUUCUCUGAUCUACGUCUACACGAACAUCGACAAGUGAAGUAGAUACAGUCAUUGUAUAUUUGAAGGUUACCCUUAUGUACCUACAGGAUAUGCAAUUAUCGAUAAACAAAUAAAAAGCUGUGGAUAUUUGAGAUUGACAUGAAGAUGCAAUACAAAUCUGUAUUAUUUUGGUUUUUGAUUGUUGCCACUUUGUGGCAUAAUAUCAGAGGACUUACUGAUUUAUAUUUUCCUCCAAACACAACAGAGUCUUUACCACUUAGUACUGUUGUCACGGCUUCUUCGACUUGCCAAUCAAGUGGAACCAACUAUAGUUGUAACUACUGUACUACUCGUACCAACUGGCCAACCCAUAGUGAGAUCUUAAAGGAUUUAGACUCUGGCUCCACAGGAUGCUCAACCUCUGUACAUGUGAAUGAAGUUACACCAGUACCUACCGACCAUGGAGUUCUCAUCAUUGACAAGAACUCGACAAAUUGUAGCUUUUCAAAGCCUGUUGCUGAUGUCAAAGACAAAGGAUAUACAUUAUCCUUCUGGUUGAAAUACAUCUGUGAUGAUUGCCAACUGUUUACAUUUAGUUCUGGAGGAACCACUGUAAAUCUGAGGAUUUCUGGUGACGGAAGGACUAUGGCUUUCCAACAUGGUGUUGAUGGCCUCUCCAUCGACAUUAACAGUAACAGCAGAACGUGGAAACAUUUUGCACUGAGAUUUUUUGAGUCUACUCUGGAUUUUCACCUUGAUGGCAAACACCGGAACAACUUUACAAAUCCUUGGUUUCCAUCCUUCAAUGUAAAUAGCACCAUUGAAUUUCACAAUUAUUCCCUAGGUAAUUCUGCUGAUGAAGUUAUCAUCCUAGACUUUCGUUACUACAAUGAAGCCCUUACAGACAGGGAGAUUGAAUAUCUGUUCAAUAAGUCUUCUAUCCUGGACCUUACCAAGCCCCCUUUAAAUUGUCGCUGCUCCCCUACACACCCAACUCUUCAGGAUCCCAGGGCCAAAGAGGACCUGUUAUGUACCAAUAGAGCCUCGGGCAACACUGUGCCACUACUAGAGAUGGAUGCACACCUGCCAGUAUUUACCAUUGACAACAACCCAGCAACAAGCUGGGUAACAGAGCCGACUAAGCAAGCGUGGAUUUUGCUUACAAUGGAUCAAAUAUAUCAGGUAGAUACAUCAUACGAAGUUUCCCUUGUUAGCAAUUCAGACAAAAUUAUACAGUUAUUCCACUUUUUGGAGGAACAACCUGCUGGAAGUUUUGAAUGUAGAUUCAACAGUUUUACAAGCUGUCUUUUAUUUUUGUCUUGUCUCUCAUUUUAAGAAAGCUUUGAGUCAUUUACAGAAAACUUGUUUAGCUUAACCUGCCCAAAGGCACGA
Messenger RNA from Mizuhopecten yessoensis (Yesso scallop), 1609 nucleotides. RefSeq names its product usherin-like. NCBI's taxonomy places the organism in Eukaryota, Metazoa, Mollusca, Bivalvia, Pectinida, Pectinidae. Bases 377 to 1552 code for a protein of 391 amino acids. The record is from RefSeq and is a predicted model, not a curated record. The transcript has 6 exons.